UGCCGCUCACUAGAGUACACGCGCUGUCUGCCCAGGACCUUCUCAGGUAGCAAGGCAGUCAGGUAGCCGUGUGCCAGCGGGCGUCAGAGGAGUUUCAUCCGUUCGUUUCUUUGUUUUGUGUGUGCAUGUGUGUGUGUGUGUGUAUGUGUGUGUGUUACAAGCCGGGGGGGCCUGCUGACGGACUAUUUAGGACCACAGAAGGAUUUCUGUACCUUAAGAGUCCAAUUUUGUAAAUAAGUUUAACAAAGAUGUUUCCUUGGUCUGCAGUUUUCUCCCUUGAGCCCAAAGUGCCCGGCCAGCGCUCCACUGAGGAGCUGGUGACCAACACUCUGAUGCUGGAGCUGGGGGCCAUGGUGAAGCGCACCGAGCGCAUUCGUUUAGAGCGGGCAACAGAAGGCCGGCGGCGUCGGCGCAGCUCCACCUCCACGGCUGACUACAGCUGGCUGGCCAACACCCCCACCCCGCAGCCCUAUGAGCUGACCCCCAACGACCUGCUGGAGCUGCAGGACCUGUGUGCCAAGAUUCCUCCUGCACAGUGUGGCCCUGUUAUUGUCAGAUUCAGGAGGAUGGUGUCAGAGAUGGAGCCUGAGGUGCACGAGGUUCCCCGACUCUUUCGCUCCGUGCUGCGCGACUGCGUGGACGAGGUCAACGGAAACGAAGACUUUCCGACAGACCCGGUGAUCGAGAAGCAGCAGCGCAGCAAGAGCCUGUCCUUCGUCACUUUCCGCACAAAGCUUCGCACGGGGCAAUUUUUCAAGGGCAGCGGCCUUAGAGGCUCCAGGGGGAAUUUGCAGCAGCAGGUGGACUGGUCAGAUGAGGAGGAGGAGGAUGGAGAAGGGGAGGAAGAGGCCAUCAAGGCCAGGGCCAGGAAGGGAAGGAGCAGGAGCAUGCCUGAGAUCACUCCUGUGGAGCAGAGUGCACAGGGCUGAGAGAUGGCACCACGGGGAAAGUGAGUGUAAUGGAUAGGUGGAGGAAAUGGAGGGACGAUAAAUAUAACAACAUGAAGAAUGAGGGAAUAAAAGUUAAGAAGCUGUGUGUUAUCUUACCAUCUGGCAUCUCUGAAAGAGAAAUAGAGAUUUUCUUUGCCCUUAGGAAAGCUGUCCUGGGAUCUCAGACGCUUUGCUGUUUUGGAUUUAAGAUGCCUGAGGCAGAAUAGUGAAGACUGUGUUGUGCUGAUGGGUCUAAUACCAUAGUUUAACCAUUAUGCUAAGUUAGCAUUAUGCUAACAGGCUACAGUGCAAUGAUUGUAUGUUUUUUUACAUGUAUCAUUUUAGUUUAUUGUUUUUUUUUAAUUAGCACUAAAGCACAUUUCAUGAGGUUUAACAAUCCAGUUGACUAUAACACAAAUGUGAACCUAAUGCUGUAACUGGAAGGAGUAGAUUGAUUGUAUGGAGACCGGAAGUGUCUGAAGAAAACAUCAUUGGUGUGGGGCUAAAACAUGCUUCACAGUGAAAUCUCCUGCACUGUAAACCUGCCCAUGGCUCAAGCGUCUUAAAACCAAAUAAAUGAUGCAAGGGAUUCUCCAAACGGCAGCUCACAAUGAAUCAUAUAUGUCUCACGAACUGUCCCCUUCAUAACAUUAUGUAACAGACACGGCAGCAGUCGUCUACAGUGGAUGAGGAGGGCUGUAGUGUGGCUGCUCAGUGCAGGCCACAGUCGGGCUGUGGAUCACCCACUGUGGAUACAUCAGGCAAAUCCCUGCAGGAAACAACUAGAAUGAUCUGGUAUGUUUUACUAGAAAUGUAAAAAAAGUAUCUGAAAAACACAUGUUCUAAUCACUUAUUUGCAAUUUUGCAUUUAAAUACAUUGUGUUUCUUGAAUACCAUUGAGACUAUUUUUUUUCUUUUGAUUUCCUUUAUUUUUCAAGUAUUAAACGUCACAAAAUGAGUGAGAGAUGAAUUAGCAACCUUAUUGCGGCUGAUAAUGCAUAAACAAAAGAGAAAAAUAAAAACCAUGUCAUAUUUA
Molecule: messenger RNA, 1965 nt
Organism: Betta splendens (Siamese fighting fish)
Lineage: Eukaryota; Metazoa; Chordata; Actinopteri; Anabantiformes; Osphronemidae
Product: RD3 domain-containing protein
Exons: 3
Coding region: 249-929 (226 amino acids)
Source: RefSeq, a predicted model, not a curated record